Molecule: messenger RNA, 1223 nt
Organism: Nasonia vitripennis (jewel wasp)
Lineage: Eukaryota; Metazoa; Arthropoda; Insecta; Hymenoptera; Pteromalidae
Exons: 6
Coding region: 365-1141 (258 amino acids)
Biological process (GO): innate immune response; central nervous system formation; regulation of Toll signaling pathway
Cellular component (GO): extracellular region
Molecular function (GO): growth factor activity; Toll binding
Source: RefSeq, a predicted model, not a curated record
UAUUGACGGCAGACAUGUAUUAUUUUUCGACCAAAAUUAAUUAGAGAAACCGGAUGCCCUGAUAGUCGCCAGAAUAAUUGGAUUUAAAAUCGAGUUCCUCUCUGAUAGUCAAACUGCGUGAAACUAACUCGCGAAUAAAACAAACACAAAAUAUUUGGAUACGUCAUCUCGUUAUCGAGCCGCUCGCACUUCCGCAGAAGUUUCAAUAAACCAAUUAUACGUUCACCGCUCGGAUAACGAAAGUCGGAGAUGACCAUAUUUCGCUGCCGCGAGGCUUCCUUAAAAGCGACGAGACCACUCGUGGACUCUAUUAGUUCAGUUUAGCGAUUCACCGAUUUCGUUAUACGAUCUUUCAAACGCCAACAUGAAACGAGGGCUACUGUUGCUCGCUGUUUUUUCUCUGUGUGCUGUGCUCGAUGUAGAAGGCAUUCGUACGGCUGUCCGGAGAUGCAUCCGUCGCCACCCGAAUGGACUUUGUGCGAGCUGGUUGCAUCCAAAGGAUAUUUUGCGAAGAAGUCAACCGAAUGACAUGGUUCAUCGUUUGGGCAGAGAAGUAAAGAACGAUCAGUACGCUGGCAACUACUACAGCUACAGUGCCAACCCAGAGCAAUUCAGAACGUCGUGUCGCGAAGCCAUUUGCACCAACGCCCUCGGCUACCCUUCUGAGCGUAUCAACGACGCCGUCAAUCUGGUUCGUCGAAUCAUGACGUCGUCCCAUCCCAACAUGGUGAACAAACGCAAGGAGAUCGACCCAGAGGUCCUCAACUUCCACUCCAGACCUCAAAACAAGGUCAGCAACGAAGACGUCGAAGCUAACGUCGACGGGUGUGACAUUCAUGCUAACAUGAAACGACCCCAAGAGGGUAUCAGCCUCGACGACGAGAGACGUUACUUGAUCGUCAACAUCCCGAGUCUACAGCAACGCGUCCAGUUCAUCGAAUGCCUCGGCGGAAAAUCGGAAGCCUGCGAUGUCGAAGGCGACUCGACCUGCCAGCAAGCCUACCGCGAGGAGUCGUUUCUCGCGUUGCCGGCAGACCUCCACAGACGCUACGAGGCUAGAGAUUUCAAAAUCAAGAAGUUCAGGGUUCCCAACGGCUGCAAGUGCGGUGAAGGCGUAGAUCUGGUCGUGAACUUCGAUUAAGAGUCGAUCCAUCGCGAUGCGAGUGUGCGUAUGAUUGUGAUCGAGGCAUGGAAUAAAGAUAGAGUGCGUGUGAGAUCGUAAA